Molecule: messenger RNA, 324 nt
Organism: Gongylonema pulchrum
Lineage: Eukaryota; Metazoa; Nematoda; Chromadorea; Rhabditida; Gongylonematidae
Source: the annotation of a GenBank genome assembly
AUGGAUGAAAAUGCUAUCGAUAAUCGUUCAUUGGUAAGCGGCGAAGUCACCAAAGGACCACGUACAGCAAUCCAGCGAUUGCCACGUCACAUGCGACGUCGUGCGAUGUCAUAUAACGUACGGCGACUACCACGUGCACAGCGCCGUUUCGCGAAAUCAGCCACUGCUGCUUCAAAGCAUCGUAAAAAAGCGCCAAGCCGUUUCUGGAGGAGACGACCACGAAAUUUACUCUUGAACUAUGUCAGGCGGCAAAGAAAGCAGAUUUGGCUGGAAACUCAUAUUUGGCAUGCGAAGCGUUUUCGAAUGAUUGAAAAAUGGGGCUAU